This is a messenger RNA of Penicillium mononematosum, 789 nucleotides long. RefSeq names its product flavin reductase family protein. The transcript has 2 exons. The record is from RefSeq and is a predicted model, not a curated record. Lineage: Eukaryota; Fungi; Ascomycota; Eurotiomycetes; Eurotiales; Aspergillaceae. Gene Ontology annotation, molecular function: FMN binding; riboflavin reductase (NADPH) activity. The coding region runs from base 1 to 789 and encodes 262 amino acids.
AUGGGACUGCUCGGACAGGACUCGGAGGUAGGUUGUCAUGAUGCAUUUCCAAGUGCUCUUGCGGUACUAAUCAAUGCCACAGCCUCUUUAAAAGAAAAUGAUUGCACAGGGAAGGCCAAUUCCCCACAACCGUCAACACCCUCGACAUCUAUAUCCGACCAGGUCCGCCUCCUCAUGCGUCGGCUCCCCUACCCCGUCGCAAUCAUAACGGCAACUGAUCCCUCCGGCCCAGAAGACACAACCUCUUUCCGUGGUAUGACCGUCUCUUCCUUCAACACCGUCACCCUCACCCCGGAGCCUGUGAUCUCCUUCAAUGUGCGUCGCCCAUCAGAGACAUUGAAUGCGUUACUUGCCUCGCGCCGGUUUCUGGUGCAUUUGCUUGCACCGGGCCCGGCAACCGCUACUCUGGCUAGGGAUUUCUCUAAGGGGAAUAUCACCCUCGCUGCUAUGUUGAGAGGACAUGGGGAAUUUGAGUUCGCGGCUUUGCCUACUAAGAACGAGGAGGGACAUCCUCAAAGACCGCUUCCUAUUCUUAGGCGGAGGCCGGAAGCAGUAGCUGCGAAUGAUGGUGUCGACUUCCCUUUUGUUUUUGAAUGUACACUACAUCCGCAGAAGAUUGAUGUGCAGGAUCACUCAAUUGUGCUGGGUACUGUUGUUCGGGCGAUCGAGGGCUCUGAGUCUGUUUCGGCACAGGGACAGGAUGGGAAGGUCUUGGAUGAGCAUUCGCCUGAGCGGCUUUGUUUGACGUAUGCAAAUACCAAGUUCUGGAAGAUGGGGGGUGAGCUUUGA